Molecule: messenger RNA, 1237 nt
Organism: Spodoptera litura
Lineage: Eukaryota; Metazoa; Arthropoda; Insecta; Lepidoptera; Noctuidae
Source: RefSeq, a predicted model, not a curated record
AAUAGUAAAGAGAUAGUAAUAAAAAAAACAAAAUGAAUACUUUCCUUUACUUUUUUGUAAUUUUAAUUAGUAGUAUAAACGCUUUGCCUGCAGGGGAGGGUUAUUAUAAUUUCUUUAAUUAUUUGUACGAUGAUUUUGGAGAGAACAGCAUCGAUGGGGUUGAAACUAUUGAUAUAUCGAGCUUGGGACCUGAGGCAUACGGACUACCGAAAAACGAGAGUGGUGAUGCAUUAUCCCAGUGGUCUGAAUCAUCUCUCAUGAACCCUGAGGAAGUUGGAGACUAUGCAGAGGGAGACAUCCUGAUGCCUCCACAGCAAGGCAGGAACGGUAUCAGGGAAGAAGUGUUACGCUGGCCCCAGGGACAUAUUCCUUAUGUUAUUGAAGGAUAUUUCAACUCUGAGCAGCGUGAAACUAUAAUGAGGGCGAUAGCCGACUACCAUAGACUAACGUGCUUACGGUUUGUACCCUACAAUGGACAGAAGGACUACAUCACUAUUCAGAGCAAAAAUACUGGAUGCUGGUCUAGUGUUGGACGCAUUGGUGGUCGUCAAGAAGUCAACCUCCAGUCUCCUGGAUGUGUCUCCAAGAAAGGCACAGUGCUGCACGAACUGCUGCAUGCUAUUGGGUUCAUGCAUGAACAGAGCCGACCUGAGCGUGAUGACUUCGUUAGAGUGCGAUACAAUAACAUCAAACCUGGUGCUGAGAGCAACUUCAAGAAGUCGACAGUCAAGCAAACAAAUGAUUUCAACGUGCCUUAUGACUACAACAGUGUGAUGCAUUACUCCGAGUUUGCCUUCUCCAAGAACCAACAGAAGACCAUUGAACCCAAGGUUGGAGGUGUAAAACUGGGACAGCGUGAGGGUCUUAGCCGUGGAGACGUCAAGAAAAUAAACAACAUGUAUAACUGCAAGAAAGAGUAUAUGCCGUGGUCACCAAACCAACCCUAUACACCAAACCGACCCUAUACGCCAAACAGACCCUAUAGACCAUACAGACCCUAUAGACCAAACAGACCGUACCAUAGCUUCUACGUUCCACCUGGAGCCCCAGUCUGGUUGGCUAGGAGGAGUGUUCCAGAACAUAUUUGGAGCAAAAACACGUUAAUUUAUGAUUGUUUAAAUGUUAUGAUUUAAUUUAUAAAUAGCACUUCAAUAACUGUAUUGAAUUCACAAAGAUCUGAUAGAUGUAAGUUUUCUAGUCUUUACGUUUGUAUCAAAUAAAGCGUUGUAAUAAUUUA